Messenger RNA from Eubalaena glacialis (North Atlantic right whale), 5404 nucleotides. RefSeq names its product diacylglycerol kinase delta (gene DGKD). The record is from RefSeq and is a predicted model, not a curated record. Gene Ontology annotation, biological process: lipid phosphorylation; diacylglycerol metabolic process; intracellular signal transduction. Gene Ontology annotation, molecular function: protein heterodimerization activity; protein homodimerization activity; ATP-dependent diacylglycerol kinase activity. The coding region runs from base 1 to 3651 and encodes 1216 amino acids. The transcript has 30 exons. NCBI's taxonomy places the organism in Eukaryota, Metazoa, Chordata, Mammalia, Artiodactyla, Balaenidae.
AUGGCGGCGGCGGCGGGUCCCCCUCCGCCGGGUCCGCCGCAGCCGCCUCCGCCGCCGCCGCCUGAGGAGUCGUCCGACAGCGAGCCCGAGGCGGAGCCCGGCUCCCCGCAGAAGCUCAUCCGCAAGGUGUCCACGUCGGGCCAGAUCCGCCAGAAGACCGUCAUCAAAGAGGGGAUGCUGACCAAACAGAACAACUCAUUCCAGCGAUCAAAAAGGAGAUACUUUAAGCUUCGAGGGCGAACGCUGUACUAUGCAAAAACUGCCAAGUCGAUCAUAUUUGAUGAGGUGGACCUGACAGACGCCAGCGUGGCUGAAUCCAGCACUAAAAACGUCAACAACAGCUUUACGGUCAUCACUCCAUGUAGGAAACUCAUCCUAUGUGCAGAUAACAGAAAAGAGAUGGAAGACUGGAUCGCAGCACUGAAGACGGUCCAGAGCAGGGAGCACUUUGAGCCUACCCAGUACAGCAUGGACCACUUCUCAGGGAUGCACAACUGGUACGCCUGCUCCCACGCGAGGCCCACCUACUGCAAUGUGUGCCGAGAGGCUCUGUCUGGGGUCACGUCCCACGGACUGUCCUGUGAAGUGUGUAAGUUUAAGGCCCACAAACGCUGUGCUGUGCGUGCGACCAGUAACUGCAAGUGGACCACGCUGGCCUCCAUCGGGAAGGACAUCAUCGAGGACGAGGACGGGAUCGCCAUGCCUCACCAGUGGCUGGAGGGGAACCUGCCCGUGAGCGCCAAGUGCACGGUGUGCGACAAGACCUGCGGCAGCGUGCUGCGUCUGCAGGACUGGCGCUGCCUCUGGUGCAAGGCCAUGGUGCACACGGCGUGUAAAGAAUCCUUACUGACCAAGUGCCCGCUGGGCCUGUGCAAAGUGUCGGUCAUCCCGCCCACCGCUCUCAACAGCAUCGAUUCCGAUGGCUUCUGGAAGGCCACGUGUCCUCCAUCCUGCACGAGUCCAUUGUUGGUCUUCGUCAAUUCAAAAAGUGGGGACAACCAGGGUGUGAAGUUCCUCAGAAGAUUCAAGCAGCUGCUGAACCCUGCCCAGGUCUUUGACCUCAUGAAUGGAGGACCACACCUUGGCCUACGCUUGUUCCAGAAGUUUGAUACGUUCCGGAUUCUGGUUUGCGGUGGAGAUGGCAGUGUUGGUUGGGUCCUCUCUGAAAUCGACAGCCUCAACCUUCACAAACAGUGUCAGCUGGGAGUGCUGCCCCUCGGCACAGGGAAUGACCUGGCUCGCGUGUUAGGCUGGGGCUCAGCCUGUGACGACGACACCCAGCUCCCACAGAUCUUGGAGAAGCUGGAAAGGGCCAGCACCAAGAUGCUGGACAGGUGGAGCGUCAUGGCCUACGAGACCAAACUCCCCCGGCCGGCCUCCUCUUCCACUGUCACCGAAGACUUGAGUGAGGGCUCCGAGGUGCAGCAGAUCCUCUUCUAUGAAGACUCGGUCGCGGCCCAUCUCUCUAAGAUCCUGACCUCCGACCAGCACUCGGUGGUGAUCUCAUCGGCCAAAGUGCUCUGCGAGACCGUGAAGGACUUCGUGGCUCGGGUGGGGAAGGCCUACGAGAAGACCACCGAGAGCUCGGAGGAGUCGGAGGUCAUGGCCAAGAAGUGCUCUGUCCUGAAAGAGAAGCUGGAUUCUCUCCUCAAGACCCUGGAUGACGAGUCCCAGGCCUCGUCCUCUCUGCCCACGCCGCCCCCCACCAUCGCUGAGGAGGUGGAAGACGGGGAGGGGGCGGGCAGCAGCUGUGGCUCCGGCUCCACCGGGGACCGCGCCGUGGGGUCAGCCUGCCCAGCCCGGCCGCAGAUAUUCCGUCCUCGGGAGCAGCUCAUGCUGAGAGCCAACAGCCUGAAGAAGGCGAUUCGCCAGAUCAUAGAGCACACAGAGAAAGCUGUGGACGAGCAGAACGCCCAGACCCAAGAGCAGGAGGGGUUCAUCUUAGGUCUCUCCGCGUCGGAGGAGGAGAAGGACCUGAAACCGGACGACAGAGCGUGCCACGGCGAGGGCCACGGCGCCGCCAAGGGCAGGAGCCUCCGCAGAGUGUCCAAAUCCCCGUGCGAAAAGCUGAUAAGCAAAGGAAGCUUGUCCCUGGGCGGUUCUGCCUCUCUUCCUUCGCAGUCAGGAAACCGGGACAGCCUGCCAGCACUGAACACGAAGAUCCUGUUCCCGAAUGUUCGCGCUGGGAUGUCUGGUUCCUUGCCUGGAGGUUCAGUCAUCAGUCGAUUAUUAAUUAAUGCCGAUCCCUUUAACUCCGAACCAGAAAACCUAGAGUAUUACACAGAGAAGUGCGUCAUGAACAAUUACUUUGGCAUCGGCCUGGAUGCGAAGAUCUCCCUGGACUUCAACAACAAGCGUGACGAGCACCCAGAGAAGUGCAGGAGUCGAACCAAGAACAUGAUGUGGUAUGGAGUCCUUGGCACCAGAGAGCUGCUGCACAGAACCUACAAGAACCUGGAGCAGAAGGUCCUGCUGGAGUGUGACGGGCGACCCAUCCCACUGCCCAGUCUCCAGGGAAUUGCUGUCCUCAACAUUCCCAGCUAUGCUGGAGGGACCAACUUCUGGGGGGGCACCAAGGAGGACGAUACCUUUGCAGCCCCGUCAUUCGAUGACAAGAUCUUGGAGGUGGUCGCAGUGUUCGGCAGCAUGCAGAUGGCCGUCUCCCGUGUCAUAAAGCUGCAGCAUCACCGAAUUGCUCAGUGUCGCACGGUGAAGAUCUCCAUCCUGGGGGAUGAGGGCGUACCUGUGCAGGUGGAUGGAGAGGCCUGGAUCCAGCCGCCAGGGUACAUUCGGAUUAUCCACAAGAACCGGGCCCAGACGCUCACCAGGGACCGGGCCUUUGAGAACACCCUGAAGUCCUGGGAGGACAAGCAGAAGUGUGAGCUGCCCCGCCCUCCGCCUUUCUCUCUGCACCCGGAGAUCCUGUCCGCGGAGGAAGCCGACCAGAUGGACCGGUUUGGGCGGGCAGCGGGGGCCCUCAUCCACAGUAUCCGGGAAAUAGCGCAGUCCCACCGAGACGUGGAGCAGGAGCUCGCCCACGCCGUCAACGCCAGCUCCAAGUCCAUGGACCGAGUGUACGGCAGGCCCAGGACCACAGAGGGGCUGAGCUGCAGCUUCGUGCUGGAGAUGGUGAAUAACGUCAGAGCUCUGCGCAGUGAGACGGAGCUGCUGCUGGCGGGGAAGCUGGCCCUGCAGUUGGACCCCCCUCAGAAGGAACGGCUCACGGCUGCCCUCGUCGAGAUGGGCCAGCAGCUCAGGAAGCUGGCGGACACCCCCUGGCUGUGCCAGCCCGUGGAACCUGGUGAGGAAGAGAACGUGAUGCUGGAUCUUUCCAAGCGCAGCCGCAGCGGUAAAUUCCGCCUGGUGACCAAGUUUAAGAAGGAGAAGAAUAACAAGAACAGAGAAGCUCGCAGCAGCCUGGGAGCCCCGGUUCACCUCUGGGGCACAGAGGAGGUUGCUGCCUGGCUGGAGCACCUCAGUCUCUGUGAGUAUAAGGACAUCUUCACGCGGCACGACAUCCGGGGCUCAGAGCUCCUGCACCUGGAGCGGAGGGACCUUAAGGACCUCGGCGUGACCAAGGUGGGCCACAUGAAGAGGAUCCUGUGUGGCAUCAAGGAGCUGAGCCGCAGCACCCCUGCCACCGAGGCCUAGCCUCCGCCCUCUGGGCCUGCGUCCCCCGCGCCUCCCGCGACUGAGCCGGCUCGGCGCCGCUCAUGGUGCUACUCCCGCCGCUCCGACCCGGCCCGGCGGCCCGGCUUCCGGGUCCCGACCCGCAACACAGCUACCUUCCAGCCGCCGCCGCCCCCGCCCCGGGCCUGGGCUCCUCCGCGUGCCCUCCGCGGCGCAGCGUGGGGCACCGUCUCCCGCCCCGCCGGCGCGCUGCGUCCCCGCGCGUCCGAGUCCCCUGGUGUGAGCGCGGCCUGGCUGCCUUCCCGUCCCGCCGGUUCAGUUUGACACGAAGGCGACGCUGGCUCCCCCUUAAGCCCAGCAGACGGUAGUUAGGGUCCGGGGCUGACGAGCUCGCGCCCCGUCCGUCUCGGCCCCUCGGUCCCUGGACCGCGGGCGUGGGGUCCGCUCUGGGCCCAGGAUGCCUGGCCUGUCGUCUCCCCGCGGACAGAGGCUGGUCCGUGUUUCUGUGUGGAGGAGGCUUCCCGGGCUGCCGGGGGCGUCAGGGGCCGCCCAGAGUUUCUCACCCCGGGGCGACUUCUCGCCUCGAGCCGCCAGGUCGGCGUCCCUCCGCGGGGAGGAAGCUGAGCCGGGACCGGCCCCGGCGGCACCCCGGUCCUCACCGCCGGGGACUUGGCCCUUUUCUCCCCUUCCGCCUCCCGGGGGCUGUGCGCAGCCGUCCCGAGGGGCCCGGGAGCGGGGGCGCUGCCGUCCCGAGGGGUCCGUGGGGCGCGCGGCGGAGCAGCCUUGACCUGCCGCUCGCUUCGCACACGCUCUGCCGGCUCCCCGCCCGCCGCGCAGUCGGCCGCUGCGGGGCGCCCCUGGCGGGCCUCCCGGCGCUGAGCUCGGCCGAGGCCCUGCCCCAGGCCAGCUUGUCCCCGCGGGCGGGGUGGCCGCGCUCUGCACGUGCGCUCAGCCGCCCCUCGGAGGUGAGACCCGGCGGUUGUGUGUCACUCUCCGCCCCGAGGUUCCCGCCCAUCAGAGCCGCUGCCGCCGCUGCGGGUGGAGGGAGGUGGAGGAAACCCAGUCGCCACAAGUCCCUGGGUUUCAAAGUAGAACAGGCUGGCCCGGCCCGCGGUGCCAGACGCCGUCUGCUCUGUUGCUUCGAGCGGGGGGGGGGGGCACCCCGGGCUCUGAGGCCCUCAGGGCCGUCGCACAGGCGGGGACUCGGCGGAGGAGGGCGCACGCGGGGCGCGGUGGCCGGUGCUCGGAGGCCACCGCGGCCCUCGGGGGCCACCGCGGCCCUCAGCGCCCUCCCGUGGGAAAGCCUUAGGCUUAGGUCAAGCGUGGUGUUUAAAGGUAACGUCGUCAGUGAUUAGAGCGACACUGUUUACGUGAAACCACUUUCUGAGGGUAGUAAGUUAGAGCGAGUGGGAUAAACACGAGCGUUGCGCGAAGCCGCGUCUGCAGGGCGGCGUCCCACGCGCGUUGUGGUGCGUGUUGCUGCGCGUGGGGCUGCCCUCCGGGCCCCCGCCCCUCCGUGCGGCGGGACGGCUGUCCCUCGGGGCCCCGCGGUCUCACGGUCCUGUCAGUGUAGAGGGAGGGAGGAGGGAUCCCUGGAGUCUUGGAGAAAAGGUUUUGUGCCCUCUGGUGGGGCUUCCCCCAUAUUUAUGAUCUUAAUUUAUACAGCGCCCACCGUGGAAGCAAACGCCUCCUGUAUCGCUAUGUACAUAUCCACAUCUGGGGUUGUAAAUACGUUGUUCUGUGUAUAAAUAAAACAAGCCUGUUUUUGAUCUUA